CUGGCAACAUUUUUUGUCUACGUGGGAAGGGAGGCAUCCCGAUUCCCGACGACUGUCAACAAAUAUUCAACGAAUUUGAUGUAUGUGCAACGCUGGAAGUAACCGUGGCAUGACAGGACGAUUUGGAGGCGAACCCGCUGACGUUUCUAAACAUGUGGCUCAAACCUGAAGAGAUACUGCUGAAAAACGCCUUUAAACUGUGGGUCACCGAGAAGGAUAAUGAGUAUUUUGUGCUUCAAAGGAGGCGAGGGUACGGUGAGGGUGCAGGCGGCUUGACAGGUCUCCUUGUGGGAACGCUGGACACAGUACUGGACUCCACAUCCAAAGUGGCUCCUUUCCGCAUACUGCACCACACGUCGGAUUCACAAGUGUAUUGGUCGAUAGCAUGCGGGGUCACAAAGGAGGAAAUAGUCCAGCACUGGGAUUGGCUGCUGCAGAAUAUCAUGAGGACCCUCUCGGUUUUCGACUCCAGCGAGGACAUCACUAGCUUUGUGCAGGGCAAAAUCAGGGGUCUGAUUGCUGAAGAAGGAAAGACGUCCCACAAGCUGGAGGACGAUCCUGAGAAGUUCAGAGAGGCAUACUUGAGGUUCGAGAACUGGUUUGCGCUACCGCCGGAGGAGAAGCUGGUCACGUAUUAUGCCUGUAGUUACUGGAAAGGCAAAGUGCCCUGCCAGGGUUGGCUCUACCUCAGCACCAACUUCCUCUGCUUUUAUUCCUACCUGCUGGGAGCUGAGGUGAAACUGGUCAUCUCCUGGGAUGAGAUCUGGAGGUUGGAGAAAACAUCAAACGUCAUCCUGACUGAGAGCAUCCACGUCAUGGCUCACGGGGAGGAUCACUAUUUCUCCAUGCUGCUGCACCUCAGCGAAACAUUUGUCAUCAUGGAGCAGCUAGCUGACUACUCCAUUAAGCGCCUUUUUGAUAAAGAGGCCUUUGAAAAAGAGCGAGCACUCUCAGACCCACUGCAAAUAACCAAGAGAGGCCUCGAGGCUCACGCAAAAAGUGAGCAGUUCCGGACAUUUUUCAGGCUUCCCAAAGAGGAAAAUCUGUUAGAAGUGCACGAGAGUUUCCUGUGGGUGCCUUUCAGCCAUUUUAAUACACUUGGCAAGAUCUGCCUAUCUGAGAACUACUUGUGUUUUGCCAGUCAGGACGGGAGCCAAUGUCACAUCAUCAUUCCAAUGCGCGAGGUCGUAAAUGUUGAGAAGCCAGAUACCAGCAGCCGUGCUUUAACAGUGUAUGUGCGUGGGAAAAGAGCACUCCGUUUCACCGAGGUGCGGGACUACCAACGUCUGGCGACAAGUAUUCGCAGCCGCUGUGGGAUUAGUGCUAGCCCGCAGCACUCGGCAUCAGCGGAGGUCAUCCGAGGCGAAUGUCAGUCGCUCAUCAACCACUUUGAGGACAACCCAGACGACGUGACACUUAUGGUGGGCCAGAAAGACAGCAGCAAGGCAGUAAGCACCGAGGCGCUCAUGACUGUUUUCCACCCCCAGGAUGUUGAAAACCUUGACCCUAAAAUGCUUAAGGAGAAGAUGAAGGAACAGUCUUGGAACAUCCAUUUUUCCGAAUAUGGCCGCGGGACAAGUAUGUUCUUCACCAGGAAGACGCGUGACUUGAUUGUCCGUGGCGUUCCCGAAGCCUUACGAGGAGAGCUGUGGAUGCUUUUCUCAGGAGCCGUAAACGACAUGGCGACUCAUCCUGGAUACUAUACGGGGCUGGUGGAGCAGUCUCUAGGCACGAGCACGUUGGCUACGGAUGAGAUUGAGCGAGACCUUCAUCGCUCUCUGCCAGAGCAUCCCGCCUUUCAGAGUGAUACGGGAAUCUCCGCCCUCCGCCGAGUCCUCACCGCAUACGCGUAUCGAAACCCUAAAAUUGGCUACUGCCAGGCCAUGAACAUUCUGACCUCAGUCUUGCUGCUCUAUGCCAAAGAGGAGGAGGCCUUUUGGCUAUUAGUUGCUGUCUGCGAGAGGAUGUUACCAGAUUAUUUUAACCGGAGAAUUAUUGGGGCUUUGGUCGACCAGGCUGUUUUCGAGGAUCUGAUUCGAGAGAACCUCCCACAGCUGGUGGAGAACAUGACAGACCUGAGUCUCUUCUCAUCCGUUUCUUUGUCCUGGUUCCUCACCCUCUUCAUCAGCGUGCUGCCCAUCGAAAGCGCCGUGAACGUGGUGGAUUGCUUUUUCUACGACGGCAUUAAAGCCAUUCUGCAGCUCGGCCUGGCCGUGCUGGAUUACAACAUGGAAGCUCUGAUCAGCUGCCAUGAUGACGCUGAAGCCGUCACCAUCCUCAACAAAUUUUUCGAUAGUGUGACAAACAAAGACAGCCCGUUGCCACCAACUGUCCAGCAAGCCCCUGUAAACAACAACGAUAAAUCAACCCGCUUAAAUGUGGACAUCAGCGAACUGAUCCGAGAAUCUUAUGAGAAAUAUGGCAGCAUUCGCUCAGAGGACGUUGAGAGUUCACGAAAAAGAAACAGGCUUUUUGUGAUCCAAACACUGGAGGACACAACAAAGCAGAAUGUUAUUCGUGUCGUGUCCCAAGAAGUCAAAUUUACUCCUGCCCAGCUUGACGAGCUUUACAACUUGUUCAAAAGGCAACUUUUUCUUAGCUGCUACUGGACAAUGAAGAGUCCGGCCCUGCUUCACCACGAUCCGAGUCUGGCCUACUUGGAGCAGUACCAGCUGGGCUUCCAACAGUUCAGCGUGCUCUUCUACCUGCUGGAGCCUUGGGCUUUUUGCACCAACAAGAGCACUCUUUCUCUCUGGGUUUUCCGAUUAAUCGACGAGAACCAAGAUGGCUUGGUCAACUUUAAAGAGUUCUGUUGUGCUCUUGAUAAUCUAUACUGUGGAUCUUUCACAAAUAAAUUGAAGUUCCUCUUCAAGCUGCAUCUACCGCCAGCUUUCACAGGUAGUCCUUUGCACGUACAGGAAGAAAGUCUCCCAAGCUUUUUCGCGACGACAGGAGGCUCUCCUCACUUGAGUAGACUUCCUGAUUUUGAUCUACCAGAAGAUGGCGUGAUUAAGAAAAGUCCUGAACGAGGUCGAGGGAAAGUGGAUCUGCAGGCCUACUUGAAACAAUGGCAGAAUGAAAUACUUAGGAAAGAGGAAACUAUUAAGGACCUGCCUAGAAUUAAUCAGGCUCAGUUCAUUCAGUUCUCCAAGACCUUGUACAACAUUUUCCAUGGCGAUCCAGAAGAGGAGUCUCUGUACCGCGCAGUAGCCCACGUAACCAGUCUCCUUCUGAGGAUGGAGGAGGUGGGUCGGAGGCUGCAGGAGCCGAGCAGCCCGGCCGCAUCCUCAAAGCCCACUCCUCCGGACGGGGAGGACCAAGCUCCUCUCACAUCCAAAAGCUCAGACACCCCCAGCCCCCAGGAAGUUGGCCCCGAGGUUCCUGGGGAGGACUGGUCCUUUUCGUUCGAGCAGGUCCUCGCGUCGCUGCUCAACGAGCCCGAAAUAGUCAGCUUCUUUGACAAACACGUUGACAUUCAGAGUAAAAUGACGCAAGCUCAAGUGGCCCAGCUGAAGCUAACAGGAAAUAGCAAGUGAUUGCUUAGUAAGGCAGACGAGGACGGAAGGGCAAAAAGGGCUGACAUGCAAAAUCCUUCAACGGUUUGAUCGGUGCAUGCACGCACGCACGCAGGCAGGUGGCGUCUUUUCGAUCCUAUAUUGUAUACGAGGUGACAUUUCUGUGCCGCUGUUUCCUUGUUCGUCAAUCGACAGUGUUUUUCCCCCACUCACAAUGUUGAGUUACAUAUCGCCUAUUAUGCAGAUUUCACAGACUUGUCUCGCAUUUCCUGAUUGCACCCAGCCACAAUGCAAUGGAGCCCAAGAAAUAAUAUACUCUUUAUUGUACAGUGUUUGAAAAGUAGAUGCCACUAAAUCUGUCGAGUCGCUCACCUAGAGAGCUGCUUGUAAUCAACUCGGAAGGAUAUUUUACUUUCAUCAAAUCUCAGGGUGCAAUUACGUUCACAUGUUGAUUAUCUUGCGAGAAAUCAUUUGAAGUUUAUGACUGAGUUCAACAUCAAAAGCAUGUGUGUGUAGCAACAUUUUGAUGAGCGCCUUCAAAAAGGGUGUGUUGUUUUCUAUUUUCUGGAUCUGUGCUUUUGCUGCUUGCGUCCCAAAUGACUUGUUGCACAUUGUUAGAGAAUACGCCUCCACAGCCGAGGCGUUCGGGUUAAGAAGGUUCUGGAUGCUUUUCUUCUAGUUUUUCCAUCUCUUGGGGCCAUAUACACAUAUUUAAAAAAAAAAAAAAAAUUAAAUAGGAAAAGACUGUUCUAGAAGUGAUUUGAGCGCCAGUUUUUUUCUCUCUCUACUGCGAUUGUAAGAUAAGAUAAUCCUCUAUUUGUCCCACACGGGGAAAUUCCAAACCAGCAUCACCUUUAAAAAAAAUAAAUAAAUCAAUGUUUACCUGUCAAAGAAAAUAUUGCGUACUAUCGACUACUUUGAUGAUGUUGGUAAAUAAAGCCUGAAGCCAUACUCAUUAUUCCAGUAUGGUGGCUUUCCAGUUAAGUUAUACAACAGAUUGACUUAUACAUGAUUGAAAAAAAUAUAUAUAUAUGAUGAAUAGAUUUAAAAUAUAGAUAUUAAAUGUAUUUUUGUUAUACAAUUGUCUGUGACAAGAAUGUAUUAUUAUUAUUGAACACAUUUCAAAAGAACAGCUAACUUUUUUUUUUCCAACAAAAGGGAAAAAUGCAUUGUUCCGAAAAAAAUUACUGCUUUGUUUUAUUACCUAAAGUUAGUGCUGUAAUAUUUAAUCUAUUCAUUUAUUCAUAUGUGCAGUUAUUGUCUGCUGCAUUUGCUGAGAAUGUGACUUGCCAAUACUUCUCUUGCCUGUUUUUUUUUUUGUUUUUGUUUUUUAAAUAUGUUGUUAUUGUCAUUGGUCCAAAGUAAUAAAGAGUAAUGAGUGGUCAAUCUUUUAAUAUAA
Messenger RNA from Syngnathus acus (greater pipefish), 4914 nucleotides. RefSeq names its product TBC1 domain family member 8B (gene tbc1d8b). The record is from RefSeq and is a predicted model, not a curated record. The transcript is spliced from 21 exons. Gene Ontology annotation, molecular function: calcium ion binding. Lineage: Eukaryota; Metazoa; Chordata; Actinopteri; Syngnathiformes; Syngnathidae. Bases 153 to 3536 code for a protein of 1127 amino acids.